GUAAAAAUCAUGAUUAAUUUUUGUGAUCAACCAUUUUCAUAGACUGAUGAACCUCGAAACGGUUUUGAUGCUCUAAUCCAUUGUGCGUUUUGGUGUUUCGGCGCCAAAUCCCAUUUACACGCGCACGUACCUCCUCUUCUUCUCCCUGUUUCUAGAUAAAACCUAGGCAAAGAAAACAACAAAUCGAUUCCCCUUUCCCCUUUUCGAUCUUCAAAUCGAUGCAUAUCUAAACAGUUUUCUCUCUGUAACUUCUUCUCUUUGCUCUAGAGGGAGAAAGUGGAGAGAGAGGGAGGAAAUGGCGAUGGUUGAUCAUCAAUCCAAAACCUGCGUUGUUCUGGGAGGUAGAAGCUUUGCUGGGAGAUGUCUUGUUGUGAGGUUAUUGAAGCUAGGUAAUUGGAUCGUUCGAGUUGCCGGUUCCGCUCACUCCCUUCAGCUUGAUCCUUCCGAUUACGAUUACGACUUGCCUUUGAACCGUGCUCUCUCUACUGGUCAUGCUGCCUAUUUCCAUGUUGAUGUGCGCAGCAGAAGAUCCGUCAUCAAUGCUAUUGAAGGUUCAUCAGUUGUGUUCUACAUGGAUGAAGAUGAUUCCUGCAAUCUUGAUUUCUAUUCUGGGUACACGGUAAUUGUUCAAGGUGUGAAAAACGUCAUCAGUGCUUGUCGGGAACGCAAAGUUAAACGAUUAAUAUACCAAAGUACUGCAGACGUAGUGUUGGAUGGUUUACAUGAUAUACAUAAUGGAAAUGAGAGACUUUUAUAUGCUACAAAAUUUAAGAAUGUAUAUAGUGAACUUAAGGCUCAAGCAGAGGCACUUGUUUUGCAUGCUAAUGAUAUGGAUGGCCUUGUUACAUGUGCUCUUCGCCCUACCAAUGUUUUUGGACCUGGAGACAAUCACCUUUUGCCAUCUCUGGUUGAUGUUGCAAAAUCUACUUGGGCUAAGUUUAUUAUAGGAAGUGAUGGAAGCAUGUCUGACUACACCUAUGUGGAAAAUGUCGCCCAUGCCCUUAUCUGUGCAGAAGCUGCUUUGUGCUCUCGUAUGGUUGUUGUUUCUGGAAAGGUAUUUUUCAUCACUAAUCUUGAGCCAAUGGGCUCUUGGGAAUUUUCCUUACGCAUACUGGAGGGGUUAGGUUAUUUCAGGCCAAUGGUCAAACUUCCUCCUGUGGUUGUCAAUUUGAUUGUUUAUCUCAUUAAAUGGAUGCAUUCAAAUACAAACUCAAGAAACAUAAGUAAAUCUGUCUCAGUUCACAAUGUUGUCCAAUUAAUGUCACACACUACAACCUUCGAUUGCUCUGCAGCCCAACAACACCUUGAAUACUCACCUGUUGUCUCACUGGAUGAAGGUAUCACAUCAACCAUUGAAUCAUUCUCUCAUUUAGCAAAAGGCUCAGCUUCCACAAUUUAUGAUGUACUUAAUGAACAAUCAAAAAUGGAGGAACUACUAGGUGGCGGGGAAGUUGCAGCGAUUUUGUUAUGGAGAGAUGAGAGGAAAUCAUUCGUAUGCUUUUGUGGAGUGGUUUCUGUGUUCUACUGGUUUUUUCUUUCUGAAAGAACAAUUGUCUCAUCUAUUGCUCUGAUGCUGUUGGUUAUCACAAUUUUUCUAUAUGGAUAUGCUUCAUUCUCUGAUGCAAAUCCCCAAAUGUCUACUCAACUUUCUAGGUAUUUACGUUUUGAGGUCUCUGAAACUGGUAUGAAGAGUUGUGUGAAAGUUAUAGCAAACAUUUGGAAUGAAGUAGGUCGUGUUACUAGAUCAUUGGCACAAGGAAAAGACUGGAAUUUGUUUUCAAAGGUAGUAGCUUCGCUUUAUCUUUUCAAGUUGCUUAUUGUCAACUCUUUCCCCAACUCAUUGGGAGUAGCGUUGGCUUUUUCGUUUAUUAUGUUCUUUGUUUACGAGCAAUACGAAGAGGAAAUUGAUGGCAUAAUAGGGAUUUUAAUGGAGCUUGUGAGACAAUUAAUGGUAUUUGUGAUGAGUCAUCUACCCUUGAUAUCUGCUCUACAUAAAACCACCACUAGAUCUUCAAUGAGAUAAAUGUAUUACCUCUUUCAAAUUAUCCAAAGUUUGGAAGAUUAUGAGAUAUUUUAGCAACAAAUAAUCAAUCUCUAGACCUUUUUUUUUUCUUCAAGUUUCUUGCAAAUAUGAGAAUUGUGUUAAAUUGAACUGGUUGGAUAACAUGAUAGGUUAGAAGUGCUGACAAAACUUGACUUUGCAUAA
Molecule: messenger RNA, 2206 nt
Organism: Lactuca virosa
Lineage: Eukaryota; Viridiplantae; Streptophyta; Magnoliopsida; Asterales; Asteraceae
Source: the annotation of a GenBank genome assembly